Molecule: messenger RNA, 1399 nt
Organism: Sipha flava (yellow sugarcane aphid)
Lineage: Eukaryota; Metazoa; Arthropoda; Insecta; Hemiptera; Aphididae
Product: cytoplasmic dynein 1 light intermediate chain 2-like
Exons: 5
Coding region: 37-1296 (419 amino acids)
Biological process (GO): microtubule cytoskeleton organization; microtubule-based movement
Cellular component (GO): cytoplasmic dynein complex; centrosome
Molecular function (GO): dynein heavy chain binding
Source: RefSeq, a predicted model, not a curated record
CAUAAGGAUAAUUAAGUAUAAAAAUAAUCCAAAAAUAUGAAUGCGAGCACUUUAUCUGAAAAAGAAAAUUAUGUCAAUCAGUGGAAUACUCUGCUUUUGGAUGUACAAAAUAAAAGUCGAAAGAAAUUGCCGGAAAACAAAAAUGUAUUACUGCUGGGUGAUAGUAAAUCAGGCAAAACAACAUUAGUUACUAAAUUGCAAGGCCUGAAAGAUUCAAAACAGGGGUGGGGAAUGGAAUAUGGAUACAUACAAGUACGGGAUGACAGCACAGAUGAAAAUGCUCAGUUAAAUGUUUGGACAUUAGAUGGUGAUAGGUCAUUAAAAUAUUUGAUGAAAUUUGCAUUAAAUGAACAAAAUUUCGAGGAUACUACAAUUAUUUUGGUUGCUUCCAUGAAAGAUCCUUGGAAAAUUAUGGAAUCUUUAGAAUUUUGGUCGGCACGACUACAAGACCAUAUAGACAGUUUGAAAUUAGGAAUGGAACAAACACAACAUUUUAGAGAUAAAUGCAUCGAUAGAAUUAUUGAUUACCCAUCUCAUGAUAAUUUGUCAUAUGAAUCUUGCCCAAAGGUUCGACUUCUCAAUGAAGGAGUUUUAACAAAAAAUCUAGGUUUGGAUAUUGUUGUUGUUAUAACUAUGACUGAUUGCAUUAAGAACUUAGAAAUCAAUAACUAUUCAGAAGAACAUUUUGAUUACAUACAAUGCUGUUUGCGAAAGUUUUGUUUACAAUUUGGAGCAUCUUUGUUUUAUGUAUCUGUAAUGGAAGACAAAAACUGCGAUCUUCUUUAUAAAUACUUGAUGCAUAGAAUUUAUCGUUUUCCAUUUAAAACGCCUGCAUUAAUUGUAGAAAAAGAUUCUGUGUUUGUACCCUCGGGUUGGGAUAGUCUAAAAAAAAUUGAAGUGCUUUAUGAAAAUAUGCAAAAAAUUAAUCCUGAAUCACAUUACAGUGAUGCUAUACCAUUCCCAUAUGAGAAGCAACAUAAAGAACAUGAACUCCAGGAUGAAGAUGAACAAGGAUUUUUAGCCAAACAACUUGUUUUGUUAAAUCAAAACAUAUCCCAACCACAAACACCUGUUACCAGAAAAUCCAUAGAAAUUACCAAACCAUUGUUGGCUAAUAAACGUAUUACUGAUAACCCUCCACCCAGCAGUGAAAGAGCGCUGGCUAGUUUUUUCAAUGCACUUUUGCAAAAGAAACAAGAAUCUCCUACUGCUAGAACUCCAUCUAAAAAACCAGUUGAUAAUUCAGGCUCACCACAAUUAGACCAAACCGAUGAUGAUUCUAAUACUCCUAAGUAAACAUUAUUAGUUGUGUAAAAUGUUCAAGUAAACACGUCAAAUAAUUUAAGUAAAUAUUUUUUAUAAAUCAAAUAAAAGUGUCCAUAUAAUUUUAAUUAUUUAA